This is a messenger RNA of Bicyclus anynana (squinting bush brown), 2787 nucleotides long. RefSeq lists its product as uncharacterized. The coding region runs from base 893 to 1819 and encodes 308 amino acids. The record is from RefSeq and is a predicted model, not a curated record. The transcript is spliced from 2 exons. NCBI's taxonomy places the organism in Eukaryota, Metazoa, Arthropoda, Insecta, Lepidoptera, Nymphalidae.
UGGAAACCGAAAGGGGUGUGGAUUUUCAUCCUCCUCCUAACAAGGACCAGGACCUCCGUCUUGUAAAUCCACCGCGCAUACCACUGCGCCACGGUUGUGGCUAAAGUUGCGGCUAAAACAUACAACUACAAAAAUAAAAAUAAUAAGCUUAACACGCAACACCUGGGAUUGAAGUGCAAUAAUAUUCCCAUAUUUUUAUCGGACCACCUAACACAGAAAGGUAACAGACUGUAUUACUUAGCAAGAGAGCUGACUAGAUCGCAGAACUACAAAUUCUGUUGGACCUCUCUCGGUGACGUUUUGGUUCGUAAGGACAUAAACUCCCCGAUUAUAAAAAUUAUAAGUGAAUCACAAAUAAAGAGCCUAUAUGAACCUACAAAGUGACUAGAUCCUAUCCUAGUAGUUAUGCCGUACUCCUGGACUAAUAUUUUUAUAUAUUACCCAACUAUGAAUUUGCUCAUUGUAUUUUUUCAUUUUGUAACUUUAAUUGUAAAAUUUUGUUUUCUUGUAUCUUUUAUUACAACUUUUUAUGUUUACCUUCAUGUUUUAUACAAUCUCUUACACAUACUACGAUUAUACACAUUAAAUACAAAUUACCUACAUUUUUUCUGUACAUACACUACGAGUAUAGCAACUCAAACUUACACAUUACAGAGAACUAUCACUAGCUAUGCCGUCCUGUUUUUAUGUCAACAAAUAGACGCAAGCACAUUAUCUAUUGCUAACUUAUAUUUACUAACCCAAAAUCAAGUACAUAAAAUUCAUAUUAUUUAUAAGAAAUUUUACUAUUUUCUAAAGUGUAACAAGUCAAUAACAAGUAGAUCUAAUAUUAUGAUAGUAAUUUUUUAUGACACAUGUGUGUUUGUAAACAUUUUAUCUAAUACUUUUAACAAUGGAUAACAUAUUGCAAACCAGUGCAGAUAUAGACAACACCCAUUUUGCCCAGGCCCUGAUGUGUAAACCUGAGGACAGUCUUGCUUACAUCGUACCCUCAAAUAACUUAACUAUUUUAACUCAAAAUAUAAGGAGCAUUUAUAAAAACUUAGACAGCUUUCAAGUAACGUUGCACUCACUUAAUUUUGAUUGCGAUGUAUUAGUUAUGACCGAGUGCCAUCUCUCAGAAAAUAAACCUAUUCCUGUACUUAGUGAUAACUACAAUACAUAUUAUACAAAGAAAUGUAUAAACCAAUGUGACGGAGUUAUAUUUUACGUUAGCAAGACUCUCAACUACGCAAUAUCUGAACCUAAUAUUAGCAAUGCCUCUUGCCUUGUACUUACACUUAAAGACACUGUAGUUAUUGGUAUAUAUCGUAGCCCUUCAAUUAGAAAUACUGACGACUUUAUAUCUUCUUUAGAAUUACAACUUCAAAAUUAUAAACAAUAUGAAAAUAUUAUUAUAACGGGUGAUAUUAAUAUAGACAUAAAACUGAACUCAGCCGACCCUAAUUGCAAUAACUACCUAACCACGCUUGCAUAUCAUGGUCUUCUCCCGGGUCAUAGACUACCCACGCGUGAUAAAAUGUGUUACGACCACAUGAUGCUCAAAACGUCAUUACCCGCGAAGUCUCUUGUUCUGUCCAACGCACCAACCGAUCACUCCACCGUUAUCAUAAACCUUAUGUAUAAGCCACUGUACCAUAAUGUUGUGAAAACCAGAGCCUCAGUAGAUUUUGAUGGUGCUUCAAAUGAAAUAAAGUCUAAAAUUACAGUGAUACUAGAAAGUCAAGACCCAGUUCAAGCUGCCGAGUGCCUGGUUGAUACAAUUUCUACGGCAUUGCACAACAAUCGCAAAACAAUUUCUAACGUUUUCCAUUUAUAAAGUGACACAACCUAACAUCAACUUUAGUCUGAAAGCACAUACUUGCGACCAUUCCGUUUCGAAUAUUUGCACAUGCAACAAUAUUGCUAGAGUUGAUAGUAUUAGAUAUCUAGGAGUAAUUAUUGAUCAGCAUCUGAGCUGGAGACGACAUAUAGAAUGCAUUACGGAUAGGACGAGAAAACUUAUAUGGAUCUUCAAAAAACUCAGACACGUUGCUAAUGAAAAAAAUCUCAUAAAUACAUACAAGGCUCUGGCACAUUCUGUGAUUAGUUACUGCAUAACCGUAUGGGGAGGUGCAGCCAAAACCCAUUUAAUUGCCCUUGAAAGAGCUCAGAGAUCAUUGUUAAAAGUGAUGUUCUUUAAACCUUUUCGAUAUCCCACUUUUUCACUACACUCCAGCUAUAAAUUACUCACAAUUAGACAGACAUAUAUAUUUAACUGUAUAAAUAAAAUUCACCAAAAGCUGCCGUUCCAACCACACAACACUUCAAAACGUAGAACUACUAAAGUUUGCCAAUAUACACGAAGCAGAACUAAAUUUAUAAGAAAGCAAUAUGUCACAAAAUUAAUGCUUUGACUCAUAAUAAAUUGAAACGGGUGGUAACUGAUACCUUGCUGGCCCUAGACUAUGAACAAACUGAACUUUUACUUAAAGAUAACUUUUCUUAAAUACGGACGCAAUUAUUUCAUAUAAAACACAAACUGAAAAUACACACACGCACACACACACAUAUACGUACACACACACACACACGCACACACACACACACACGCACACAAACACACACACACACGCACAUACACACACACUAAAUAUAUUAUAAUUUAUAAUUCUGUUAUUUGUUAACUACGGUUGUUCUGUGUGGUGAAUGAGCGGGGCACCCAGUAAUACGGGUUUUCCACCUAGUACAGGGGCCCUUGCUACUUGUUUGUAAGACUUAGUUGACGAAUAAAGAUUUUUUCAUUUU